This is a messenger RNA of Paramecium tetraurelia, 1212 nucleotides long. RefSeq lists its product as uncharacterized. The transcript is spliced from 3 exons. The record is from RefSeq and is a predicted model, not a curated record. Lineage: Eukaryota; Ciliophora; Oligohymenophorea; Peniculida; Parameciidae.
AUGUCAAAAACAAACACUAUGAGUUGUUUAUGGAAAGAAUCCAAAGAUGCCAAACCAUAGGUCAUCAGUGUUCCCAUUCCUACUGUUGAAGAUGGUCAACUCUUAGUCAGAAUGGAUUAUGCGCCAAUCAAUCCAUCAGACAUAAAAUUUCUCUUAGGACAAUCUUCAUCGAAUAAACAAUUUCCUUGUGUUCCAGGAUUUGAAGGAUCUGGAACAGUCGUACUUACAGGUGGAGGGAUGGCUAGUUGGGGCAUGUCUGGCAAAAGAGUAGCAUUUUACACAAAUCACCAAUUUGGAACAUAUGCAGAAUAUAGUAUUGCAGACCCAAAUUUGUGUAUAGAAUUGGAUAAUGAUGUAAAAUCAAAUGAGGCUGCUUGUUCAUUUGUGAAUCCAUUAACUGUUAUAGGUAUGUUGGACAUUUGCAAGAAAAAUAAUGUAAAAGCAGUCAUUAACAACCCAGGUGCUUCUCAAUUAGGAAAAAUGAUGAAUCGGUUAUUUCAAGAAAAAAAUAUUAAAGUUAUAAAUGUAGUUAGAAGAGAAGAACAGAUUUAUGAAUUACGAUAUGAAUGUGGGGCUGAAUUAAACAUCAAUCAAAAUGAUCCUGAUUUCCUUAAAAAGUUGAAGGAUUUAUGUGAAACCACUUAGGCAUCAAUAUAUUUUGAUGCAGUUGGUGGAGAAUAGAGUGGAUAGAUUUUAAACAUUAUGCCUAAAGGAUCCAUAUUGAUGAUGUAUGGGACUCUUGAUAGUUGGUAAAUUGGAGGAAUUUAGGCAAAUGAUUUAUUUAGGGAAUAGAAAUCAAUUUAAGGAUUUUUUCUGAACCUAUGGUUAUAAGAGUAAAAUAAAAUAGAAUUAAUUAUGACAUUAAAAAUGUUACAAAAGUUUAUUAAGUCUUCAUUAAAAACUAAAAUAGCCAAAGAAUUUACUUUAGAGGAAUUCUAAUAAGCACUUGAUUAUUAUAAAUCUCAUAUGACUGAUGGAAAAACAGUAAUAUGUUUAAAAAAAGCUAUUACAUCAAAAAGAGAAUAUUCAGAUUAACAAAAAAGCUAAUCAUAAAAUGAAUAAUAAUAAUAAUAAUAAUAAUAAUAAUAAUAAUAAUAAUAAUAAUAAUAAUCUUCUAAUGAAGCAUAAGAUUUUUAAGAAGAUGAUGACAGUUCUGAUUCAGGAUUUGGAGAAGGAUUAAAUGAUGUAUUGUCUAACUCAGAGUAAAAGUGA